Molecule: messenger RNA, 2874 nt
Organism: Prorocentrum cordatum
Lineage: Eukaryota; Dinophyceae; Prorocentrales; Prorocentraceae
Source: the annotation of a GenBank genome assembly
AUGGCGACGGGCCCCCUCUCCAGCAGCGUCGAUGCCUGGGCCGAGAUGGCGACAGGUGCUACCAGUGGCGUGGACGUCGUUGGCGGCGGCUGCAUCCUCGGCGUCGGCGUCGUUGGCGCCGCGGGCGUCGGCAUCGGCGUCGUCGGACCGGGGAGGCUGGGCCGCUGGGCGGCGGGGCGCACGGCCGCCUCUGGGAGCUUUGCGGGGGCGCGGGCCCCGUGCAGCUCCACAGGGGGAGCAUGGGCCGUGGUCUUCGGGGGCGAUCUCGGACUGGGCCGGAAUCCGCCGUCGGCGCCGGCGGUCAGUUCGCGGGAAGAAAUGGCGAGGCCGAUCAACCUCGCGGGGUGCGCGGCAGAGUUCCUCGGAAUGUUCCUAUUCGUGGCCUUCUGCUGCGGCACCGCCACCGGCGUCGCUGGGACCGGCGGGUGGGUACAGCAGGUGGCGCUGACGUUCGGGCUGUGCAUCUUCGUGCUUGCGAGCGCCCUCGGGCGGUGGGGGCUCCAGUGCAACUUCGCGGUGACCUUCGGGCUCGCGGUCGCCACGUGCUUCGGCAUCGGGGACAUGGGGACCCACCAAGCGUUCGCGAACCUCGUCUUCCAGGUCCUCGGCUCGGUGGCCGGGGCUGCGCUGGUUGCGGCGAUCAAGGACAAGGACAGCGAUCUGACCGGGACUCUGGGCUCCAACAUGAUCGCGGAUGACAUCGGCAUCGGGGAGGCGCUCGCAGGCGAGGCCCUGGGGACGUUCUUGCUUGUGUUCAUGGUGAUGCAGGCUGUCGUGGACAAGACGAAGAACGCCACGAUGCCCCUGGCCAUCGGCACGGCUGUCUACAUCGCCCACUCCAUUCUCAUCCCGAUCGACGGGUGCUCCAUCAACCCGACCCGCUCCAUCGGGCCCGCUCUUGUCUCGACGUUCCUCGGCAGGGUCAACGAGGAGGUCAGCGCCCAGAUCUGGGGGGACAUGUGGGUCUUCUGGAUGGGCCCGCUCGGCGGCGCUCUCCUGGCGGUCCUCUCCCACGUGGCGAUGCACUCGAAUACGGACCGAGAGGGGAUCAAAGCGAAUUCAGUAUGUUCAUGCUCUGGCCGGUGGUCGGUGGCGUUCUUGGUGCUGCGGUGGGCGCUGACGUCGGCACAGCCUUCGGGAAAGCUGCCAGAGGACUUGUCGGUGCCGCUGUUGGUGCUGCUGUGGGCCUUGUCGGUGCCGCCGUCGGAGCAGCAGUCGGAGACCCUGCCAGGGCAGCGUUCGGUGGGGCAGUUGGAGCGCUCGUUGGUGCAGCCGCCGCGACAACGGUCGGUGAACGUGUCGUCUUCAAGGCAGCAGUCGGUGAACUUGUCGGUGACCUUGCCGGUGAUGGUGAAGCUCUCGGUGCGGCCGUUUGAGCAGCAGUCGGAGACCUCGUCGGAGCCGCUGCCGGCGCGGCCUUCGGCGCAACAGUCGGAGACCUUGUCGGUGCCGCCGACGACAAGGCCGUCGGAGACUCUGUCGGGGCAGCACUCGGUGUGGCAGUUGAAGUGCCAGUUGGGGCAGCAGUCGGAGAUCUUGUCAGUGCCGCUGGUGGUGCACAACGGCUCACCCGUCGGCACGGCUGCCGCAGUGACAGUCAGAAUCGAUGUCGAUCCCAUGCUUGGCGUACCUGUAGUGGACGUUGGCGCAGUGGUGGGCGAGCUUGUUGGUGCAGACAUCGGCAUCCAUGCUGCGUACAUGUCGGCGUGGAUGGAGGCCAUGGCGAGGUCGAUCAACCUCGCGGGGUGCGCGGCAGAGUUCCUCGGGAUGUUCCUAUUCGUGGCUCUCUGCUGCGGCACCGCCACCGGCGUCGCGGGGACCAACGGGUGGGUACAGCAGGUGGCGCUGACGUUCGGGCUGUGCAUCUUCGUGCUCGCGAGCGCCCUCGGGCGGUGGGGGCUCCAGUGCAACUUCGCGGUGACCUUCGGGCUCGCGGUUGCCACGUGCUUCGGCAUCGGCGACAUGGGGAUCUUCCAGGCGUUCGCGAACCUCGUCUUCCAGGUCCUCGGCUCGGUGGCUGGGGCCGUAAUGGUUGCAGCGAUCAAGGGGAAGGACAGCGAUCUGACCGGAACUUUGGGUUCCAACAUGAUCGCGGAUGACAUCGACAUUGGGCAGGCGCUCGCAGGCGAGGUUCUGGGGACGUUUUUGCUUGUGUUCAUGGUGAUGCAGGCUGUCGUGGACAAGACGACGAACGUCACGAUGCCCCUGGCCAUCGGUACAGCUGUCUACAUCGCCCACUCCUUCCUCAUCCCGAUCGACGGGUGCUCCAUCAACCCGACCCGCUCCAUCGGGCCCGCGCUCGUCUCGACGUACCUGCUCGGCAGGGUCACCGACGAGGUCAGCGCCCAUAUCUGGGGGGACAUGUGGGUCUUCUGGGUGGGCCCACUCGGCGGCGCGCUCCUUGCGGUCCUCUGCCACGUGGCGAUGCACACGAUCCGGGGGCAGACCGACGCGGGGCAGGAGAAGGAUGCUGGCGUGCUGAGCGAGAAGUGCGUCGACGCCACCAGCAAGGUGGGCCAGCAGUACGACAUGGACCCCGCCCCCAAACAAAGCGCAAUGGCGGAGGGCCAGGACAAGAGCGGAGCGGCCCAGCAGGCGACGGACGACAUGGAACAGCAGCGCGCCAGCGGCUCCCAGGCGGCAGCGCGCGCGGCUUCCGCGCGGGGCCUGGAGGCCGUGCGAGCUGCCUCGGCCAGUGCCGUUGGCGGUGAGGCCGCUGCGCCCCUGUCCGGGGUGGUGCCCGGCCCGGCGCCCACCAGCCAGCACGCGUCGCCGGCGGCCCAGGGAGGCCUGUCCAGGUGCGCGGGUCUGCUGGCGGCCGCUGGCUGCACCCCGCCGUGGAGGGGCGAAUGGGUGGCCGCGAAGGCCUCUUAG